This is a messenger RNA of Uloborus diversus, 1960 nucleotides long. Its product is annotated as WD repeat-containing protein 43-like. NCBI's taxonomy places the organism in Eukaryota, Metazoa, Arthropoda, Arachnida, Araneae, Uloboridae. Gene Ontology annotation, molecular function: protein binding. Gene Ontology annotation, biological process: maturation of SSU-rRNA from tricistronic rRNA transcript (SSU-rRNA, 5.8S rRNA, LSU-rRNA). Bases 44 to 1888 code for a protein of 614 amino acids. The record is from RefSeq and is a predicted model, not a curated record. The transcript has 17 exons. Gene Ontology annotation, cellular component: nucleolus.
CUUUAAAAAAUAAUUUUUUCAGUCAUUGAAUGAAUUGUAAACAAUGAAUAGCUUUAAUAACAUUGUAGAAUUUUCCGAAAAUGGUGAAUAUGUUGCUUAUUCAAGUCCUGAUGGUUGUCUAAAAAUUUGGGAAGCAUCUACCAAUAUCUUAAAACAGGAAUAUACACCAAGUGCUCAUUUGUCGGCAACGUGUUCGUCACUUCGCUGGGGACCAUGUAAACAAACUACUCAUGGAAAGAAAAAAGCCAAAAUAUCCAAGGGGGAUGCUCCUAUGACAUCAGAUCUCCAUCUUAUUGCUAUGGGAACUUUGACUGGUGAUGUACUUCUUUACAGUUUUACGACUGCAGAACUGCAUUCAGUUUUUAAAAAUGGACACAAUGGAACUGUGAAUGAUCUUUGCUGGUUGAUAGAUGAUGAUUCUUUGUACAGUUGUUCAAGUGAUCAGCAUAUUGUUAUUUGGAGCUUAUCUAGUGGGAAGAUAAAAACAAAAUGGAAAGUAGAGAAUAAUCCAAUUCAUUCUAUAUGUGUGAUCGAUGAUAGCAAUUUGUUGUCAAGCAGUCAUUCCAUCAAGUGGUGGGAUACGAAACAAAAAGUUGUCAUUAAGUCUUUCAUUGGUCAUGCCACUGAAGUGUUUAGAAUGCUUCCUGUAAAAUCCGAGAAAUCUGGGAAUUAUUUUCUAUCAGCUGCUAUUGAUGAUAGAAUUAUUAAUGCAUGGCAUUUAAGUGAAAAUGGUAGCCAAAAACCAGUUGCCAAGUUCUUAACAUCUGAUGAACCUCAAAAUAUCAAUUUAACCUGUAAAGAAAAUAAGCCCUUACUUAUGUCUGUGGUUUCGAAAGAUGGAUCCUUACAUUUGUUUGAACACAUGUUGAAUGGGCGAGUAAAAAGGCCACUAGAAGCAAAAGUUAUUGUACAAGUUGGCACUAAAUCUGACGAAUUAGCGAAACCUCAACUUAUGCCUAUCUUAGCUGUUAAUAUAAGUGAAGGUAUCAACUCUUGUCUCCUUAUGUAUGGAUCAUUUAUAAAACCUAUUUUUGAAAAGAUAGACUUAUCAGAUGCUCCUCGAAAUCAUUUUUUAGUGAGGCAUAGUUCCUUAUUUACAUCAGACAAUUUAGAAAGCAGUGUUUCAAAAAUUAAAAAGACUGAUAAAUCAGGCAGAGUCAAAGUUCUUGCCCCUGGUCACAUGAUGACAGAUGGAGCUUCACAGAGCAUUUCUAGAAAACGAAAAAAAGAAGACAAAAAUAUCUCUGAUCUGCCCAUGGAAGAACGACUAAAGGCUUUGGCCUUGAGUAAAAUUCCAGAGAGUAUAGAAGAAACAGAAUCUACAGUUACUUUUGACAGUAUGGUACAUCUUCUUCUACAGGGUCUUCAAAGUAAAGAUAAUAAUAUGCUCAAUUCGGUUCUACAAUCAAGUGAUGAACAGAUAAUACAUAAUACUGUUCAAAGGCUUCCAUUACAAUCUAUCUUCUUACUUUUGAAAGAAUUGCAUGAAAGAUUAAAUAAACAAGAACCCAGGAAUCAUGCAUGUUUAAAAUGGAUAAAGGGUCUUCUAGCUGUUCAUUUACCUUAUUUAUUGUCAUGUAAAGAUAUUGAUGAGUAUCUAGGUCCAAUCAGCCAGUUAAUAGAAGCAAGACUUCAAAAUUUUCCUAAAAUGAGCCAAUUACAUGGAUGUUUAAAUAUACUUUUGUCACAAGCCUCUGAAAAUUCUAUGAAAGAAGAUACCACAUCACAACCUUUGAAUGUAUAUGUAUCAGAAUCAUCUGAAGAAAGUGAGAGUGAAGAAGAAGAGGAGGAUGAGAUGGUUCUUGAAAACCAAUCUGAUCAUGAAGACCUUCAGUCAUCUAGUGAUGAAAGUGAAUCUAGUAAUAGCGAAAAUGAUAUGGAAAGCUGAAAGUUUCAGAAAAUCAUUGUAAAUUUAAUCAUGUAUAUGAGUUUAUUAAUUAUUAAAAUAUAUUGUUUUGUA